AUGGAUUACACCAUGGAAGAUAACCAAAACUCGGCCCCGGGCAGCGUUGAGGCCGCCAAGCUCAGCGGCUCGCGGACCGGGCCAGACAGUCUCAGCGUCACAAAGAGGCUGCAAACCGAGCUGAUGCAACUCAUGACCUCACCUGCACCGGGCACCUCGGCUUUCCCCUCCGCCGAUGGCAACCUCCUCUCUUGGACGGCCACCAUCGAGGGCCCAGAUGAUACCCCUUACGCUGGCCUUUCCUUCAAGCUGAGCUUCGCUUUCCCCUCCAACUACCCCUACACCGCCCCCACCGUCCUCUUCAAAACACCCAUCUACCAUCCCAACGUCGACUUUUCCGGCCGCAUCUGCCUGGAUAUUCUCAAGGACAAGUGGACGGCCGCGUACAACAUCCAAACUGUCCUGCUAAGUCUCCAGAGCCUGCUCGGUGAGCCGAACAAUGCCUCUCCUUUGAACGGCGAGGCUGCCGAACUCUGGGACAAGGACCCCGACCAGUUCAAGCAAAAGGUCAUGGGGAGACACAGGGACGUAGAGGACGAGUAA
Molecule: messenger RNA, 543 nt
Organism: Drechmeria coniospora
Lineage: Eukaryota; Fungi; Ascomycota; Sordariomycetes; Hypocreales; Ophiocordycipitaceae
Exons: 3
Coding region: 1-543 (180 amino acids)
Source: RefSeq, a predicted model, not a curated record